UCACUUUCUCUUUCUCUCUCUCAUUCUCUUUCUAUGAACAGUGAACGUGACACAGUCAGCUCCAGAAUGGCUACAUCUUCCUCUACCCUCACCGACCCCCUCUACUGCGCCAUCUGUACAGAGAUCUUCAAUAACCCUGUGUCUCUCAGCUGCCAGCACACCUUCUGUAAGAGAUGUCUUGAACAGAGCCGGGAGGCUGGACUCCCACCCUGCUGCCCUGAGUGUAGAGCUCCGAUCAUGGAGAGAAACUUCCAGAUCAACAGACUGGUUAGGAACAUGGCGGACCAGCUGAGACUGGGGCAGAGUAGACAGGAGAACACGGGAGGACAAAGAUCUACAGCUGAGAAAGGAGAUGAGUGUCUUGAGCACGGAGAAGCUAUGAAGCUGUUCUGUGUGACAGACAGGAAGCUGAUCUGCCUGGUCUGUAAGGAAGGGAGAGACCACAGAGGACACACAUUCAGACCUGUGAGAGAGGCACAGGAGGAUCUGAUGACAGAAGUGGUCACAGCAUUGGGUAUACUGAAGGAAGACUUGAACAAAGCGCAACAUAAAAGAGAAAGUCAACAAAGAAACAUCUCUAAGAGAGGAGAGAAAUCCAGCCAAGUCAAGGAAAACAUCAGGACCGUGUUUGAGGAAGUAAUCAACAAGCUGAAGCAAAGAGAACAGGAGGCGAUGAGAGAGAUAGACAGGAGGGAUGGUCUUGUCAAUAUCAAAAUGGAGAAACAUCUGACUGAAAUAAAGAGACACGAGACAGAUGUGAAAAAGCGAGAGACCUCGCUUCAGUCUGGACUGGACAUCACUGACCCCAGGAAGUUCCUUCAGUGGUGGACAGAGAAGGGUCGCGCUACGUGUGAUACAAGGCAGGUUUGUCCAGACAUCUACAGUGUACGCAGCUUAUCCAGGUUCCUAAGACCAAGACAAUUUGAGGGCUAUGAAGAUCCUGACACCCUCGUGGGUUUUAUAGACUGGGAGGGCAUUGAGAAAAGCCUUAAAUGGAAAUUCUAUCAAUUAGAAUGGGCUGAUGAACGUUGUGUCCCCUUUUGAUUACAGUUCAGAAACUACUUUCACUUUGACAAAAAAUGAGGAUCCACUGAAACUCUGUAUUGCAUUCGUAUGUGAAGAUGAUUAAUAUGGUUAACUACUCUGACAUUUGGACGAUUCCAUGCCAGUGUAGCCCAACAAAAUAUUUUUAGUUUCUCAGAUUGUUCUUUUGUCUUGUGUUUUCUUAAUUGUCCUCUAAAUCGUCAGAGAAGAAACAGCGCCCCUCUGUCUCAGUAUGUGUAGCUCAUGUAUCUGAUGCUGUCUGGUCAAAAUGAGUAUGACAUGUUGUCGCAGAGCAUUCCGCCUCAGUUGAUAAUAAAAUGAUGAAAUUAUCAGCGUUGAGCUGAGCUCAACUAUGGGUGGUUCUGGUGCAGCAAAAAAAUAACAAGGGAGGCCAGUUUGGAUAUGGCUUCACACCAAUCAAAUCACAUCAAAACUAAAAUGUCCUUGCAGAAAAAGUGCUAUGUUUCUGGUUUGAUUGUGACAUAAAAUCACAUUCUAUUGGUCUCAUACACAUAUUUAGCAGAGGUUAUUGUGGGCGUGGCGAAUUACUUGUGUUCCUAGCUCCAACAGUGCAGUAAUAUCUAACAAUUCACAAAAAAUAUUCACAAAUCUUAAAGUAAAAUAAUGGAAUUAAGAAAUAAAGAGCAAUGUCGAGUUGCCGAAGUGUAUAAAUAUAUAUAUAUAUAUAUAUAUAUAUAUAUGUGAUGUACAGACAUUGUGGACAGUUGAGGAAUAGAAUAUGUAGUAUAUCUGAAGAAAACAUGGACAUAAUAGUAUACUGUAUGUACAGCAAUAGUUAAAUAGGAUAGGCCUUGACUAGAACACAUUACAUACAUAGUAAGUAGAUAAAACAGCAUGUAAACAUUAUUAAAGUGACUAGAGUUCCAUUAUUAAAGUGACUAGAGUUCCAUUAUUAAAGUGACUAGAGUUCCAUUAUUAAAGUGACUAGAGUUCCAUUAUUAAAGUGACCAGUGUUCCAUUGUUAAAGUGACCUGUGUUCCAUUAUUAAAGUGACCUGUGUUCCAUUGUUAAAGUGACCAGUGUUCCAUUAUUAAAGUGACCAGUGUUCCAUUAUUAAAGGGACCAGUGUUCCAUUAUUAAAGGGACCAGUGUUCCAUUAUUAAAGUGACCUGUGUUCCAUUAUUAAAGUGACCUGUGUUCCAUUAUUAAAGUGACCGGUGUUCCAUUAUUAAAGUGACCAGUGUUCCAUUAUUAAA
This is a messenger RNA of Oncorhynchus nerka (sockeye salmon), 2261 nucleotides long. Its product is annotated as nuclear factor 7, brain-like. Gene Ontology annotation, cellular component: cytoplasm. NCBI's taxonomy places the organism in Eukaryota, Metazoa, Chordata, Actinopteri, Salmoniformes, Salmonidae. Gene Ontology annotation, molecular function: zinc ion binding; ubiquitin protein ligase activity. The record is from RefSeq and is a predicted model, not a curated record. Gene Ontology annotation, biological process: protein ubiquitination. The transcript has a single exon. The coding region runs from base 34 to 1044 and encodes 336 amino acids.